Messenger RNA from Rotaria sordida, 835 nucleotides. NCBI's taxonomy places the organism in Eukaryota, Metazoa, Rotifera, Eurotatoria, Philodinida, Philodinidae. The record is from the annotation of a GenBank genome assembly.
AUGUCUAUGUUUAUCAAUGGUCUCAAAUAUAUUAUACCAUGUCAAAGUCAAUUUUCUGGCAAAUCAAUUGAACAACUUGUUAGUGAACAAUAUCAAAGUAUAUCAACAACAGUAAAAAACUGUCUAAAAGAUCAUCGAAUACCAGCUGCAAAUAAACGAGCAGAAGGAACAUUUCAAGCAUUACGGUGUAUCCUACAUGAAUUACAAUCAAAAAAGCUAUCCAGAAAAUUAGAAAAACGUGCAAAACGUGAAUACAAAAUCGUACAAAGUAUUCGACGUCUUUUACGUGACCGGUCAGAUAUUGUCAUACGUCGUACAGAUAAAAAAGCUUAUCAAGAAAUUACAAGUGGUCGUUGUCCACUAUCAGAUAUGUUAUAUGCUGUACAAACAUCACUCUCUAGUCUUGUAGCACAGAAAGCUCUCAGCUUCCAACAAUAUAGUAAAAUAUCUCAAAAAUUAAACAAAUUGGAACUUGGACAUUAUCAUGGCCUACCGAAACCACAUAAAGUUGGUACACCAUUACGACCUAUUAUUGCCUGUAUACAUGCACCAACAACAUUGGUAUCGAAAUUUUUAAAUGAUCUAUUAGCACCUAUAUAUUUGAAUGUUGCUCGUAACAAAAAAUUUAUUAUAAUUGAUAUGACUGAUCUUUAUACAGUGAUACCUCGAGAAGGUGCAUUACAUACAUUGAUGCGAUUUUUAGAAAAGAAUUCGCAUCAUGGAAAAAUUGGUACAUUAUCCAUUGAUGCUAUUAUGAGAAUGGCUCGUUUAAUAUUAGAUACUAAUUAUUUUGCUUAUAACAACAAAUAUUAUCAACAAACUCGUGGUGGUGCUA